AUGGCGGGUCCAGAGAGGUGGAUCCAAAGAAAGGUCCAGAGCAGGAGCCAAAGGCAGGUCCAGAGCAAGAUCCAAGGGCAGGUCCAGAGAGGCGGAGCCAAAGUCAGGUCCAGAGAGGCGGCUCCAAAGGCAGUUCUAGAGCAGGAUCCAAAGGCAGGUCCAGAGCAGGAUCCAAAGGCAGGUCCAGAGCAGGAUACAAAUUCAAGUCCAGAGACGCAGGUCCAAAGCAGGAUCCAAAUAGCAGGAGCCAAAGGCAGGUCCAGAGCAGGAGCCAAGGGAGGGUCCAGAGAGGUGGAUCCAAAGAAAGGUCCAGAGCAGGAGCCAAACGCAGGUCCAGAGCAGGAUCCAAGGGCGGGUCCAGAGAGGUGGAUCAAAAGACAGGUCCAGAGCAGGAGCCAAAGGCAGUUCCAGAGCAGGAUCCAAGGGCGGGUCCAGAGAGGUGGAUCCAAAAAAAGGUCCAGAGAGACAGGUCCAGAGCAGGAGCCAAAGGCAGGUCCAGAUGGGUCGGGGAAGAAGCUGAAGGCAAGUAACAUUGAUCCAGGCCGUUCCUUAUAUAGGCCUUUUGGUGCCACCGCCAACCCCCGGGACCUCUACAGGUUCCUCCGUAGUCGGGGGUUCCAUGACAGAUCCAGGUUGGGCUCUGUUUUGAUCCAACUUUUCUGCUCAUCUUACAAACUAGUCAUCGGUUUUCUUUGUUUUAAAGCAGAUGGACACACGAAGACAAAGAGGAUCACCGAGGACUGUCUCACCUUAGCCCUAGACUGUAAGACUGAAGAUGAGGACGUCUCCCGAGGUUCUCCUGGAGGAAACCCUUCGACCUCAGUUGACCAUCUUGCUCUUCUGAGUGCGGUCUCCUCGCCGGAUCCCAAGACUUCCCAUGCCGGAGUUCAGAGGCAGAAGAUAUUUUCCUGUGCCGAGUGCGGGAGAUGUUUUAAUUUCAAAUCAAGCCUUCAAGCGCACAAAAGAUCUCACAGGACGGACAAGCACCAUUCCUGCUCCGGGUGCGGGAAGAGGUUUUUGUUUAAAUCCCAACUAGAGGAACACGAAAGAGUUCACACGGGACAGAAACCCUUCUCUUGCUCCGAAUGCGGAAGAAGUUACGCCAAGAAGUCGCAUCUUGUCCGGCACCAGAGAACUCACGCGGGGGAGAAGCCGCACUCUUGUUCUGCGUGCGGGAAGAGUUAUUUGUUUAAGUCGCAGUUGGCUAUACAUCAGAGAGUCCACACGGGGCAUAAACCUUAUUCCUGCUCUGAGUGCGGGAAGAACUUCUCCCUGAGAAGCGUCUUUCUCGGACAUCAGAAGAUUCACUUGGGGGAGAGGACCCAUAUUUGUCCCGAGUGCGGGAAAGGUUUCCUUAAGAAAUCGCAUCUUGCCAGACAUCAGAGGUGCCACGCAGUCGAGAAGCCCUAUUUGUGUUCCGAGUGCGGGAAAACCUUUAAACACAAGUCUGCUCUUACUGUACAUCAGAAAUAUCACACCGGCGAGAAACGGUAUUCAUGCUCGGAGUGCGGGAAAUGUUUCGUCCAAAAAUCCUACCUUACCGCUCAUCUGAGGACUCACACGGGAGAGAAGCCGUAUCUGUGUCUCGAGUGCGGGAAACAUUUUGUACAUCAUUCGCAUCUUGUCACUCAUCAAAGGUCACACACUGGAAAGAAACCUCACUCGUGUUCUGAGUGCGGGAAACUUUUUUCACAUAGAUCAGACCUUGCCGUACAUCAGAGAUCUCACACAGGCGAAAAGCCGUUUUUAUGUCCCGAGUGCGGCAAAUGUUUUGCACAGAAGUCACAUCUUAUAAGACAUCAGAGAUCGCACACCGGGGAGAAGCCUUAUUCAUGUCCGGUGUGCGGGAAAUGUUUCACUCAGAAAUCGGACCUUGCUGUACAUCAGAGAUCCCACACGGGGGAAAAGCCGUAUUCCUGUCCUGAGUGCGGGAAAUGUUUUGUAUGUAAAUCUCAGCUUGCCAGACAUCGGAGAUCUCACUAGCUAAUCUUUGUUCACAAGUGCGGGAAAAGUUUGUGUGUCAUUUCCAGCUAGCCAGAAAUAAAGGAUCUUCCAUGGAAA
This is a messenger RNA of Rana temporaria (common frog), 2061 nucleotides long. RefSeq names its product oocyte zinc finger protein XlCOF22-like. The transcript has 2 exons. Bases 1 to 1983 code for a protein of 660 amino acids. NCBI's taxonomy places the organism in Eukaryota, Metazoa, Chordata, Amphibia, Anura, Ranidae. The record is from RefSeq and is a predicted model, not a curated record. Gene Ontology annotation, biological process: negative regulation of transcription by RNA polymerase II; regulation of immune system process; regulation of cytokine production.